Molecule: messenger RNA, 4100 nt
Organism: Corapipo altera (White-ruffed manakin)
Lineage: Eukaryota; Metazoa; Chordata; Aves; Passeriformes; Pipridae
Product: probable E3 ubiquitin-protein ligase MID2
Exons: 10
Coding region: 92-2155 (687 amino acids)
Molecular function (GO): zinc ion binding; protein binding
Source: RefSeq, a predicted model, not a curated record
GAGCCCGGGGGCAGGGAGGCUCCCGCGGCCCGCCGGUUCCCGACCACCUUCCCUGGUUUUUCAUGCUGAAUCAGGAUCGUGUUAACUAAAGAUGGAAACACUGGAGUCAGAAUUGACCUGCCCAAUCUGCCUGGAGUUAUUUGAGGACCCCCUCCUGCUGCCCUGUGCCCACAGCCUCUGCUUCAGCUGUGCCCACCGCAUCCUGGUGUCCAGCUGCUCCUCCAGCGAGUCCAUUGAGCCCAUCACCGCCUUCCAGUGCCCCACCUGCCGCUAUGUCAUCUCCCUCAACCACCGGGGCCUGGAGGGCCUCAAGAGAAAUGUGACCCUGCAGAACAUCAUCGACCGCUUCCAGAAGGCCUCCCUGAGCGGCCCCAACUCCCCCAGCGAGAGCCGCCGCGAGAGGACCUACCGCAACAGCCCUACCAUGUCCGUGGCCAGCGAGAGGAUCUCCUGCCAGUUCUGCGAGCAGGAUCCACCCCGGGACGCUGUCAAGACCUGCAUCACCUGCGAGGUGUCCUACUGUGACCGCUGCCUGCGGGCCACCCACCCCAACAAGAAGCCCUUCACCAGCCACCGGCUGGUGGAGCCGGUGCCCGACGCGCACUUCCGUGGACUCACGUGCCUGGAGCACGAGAACGAGAAGGUGAACAUGUACUGUGUCGCUGAUGACCAGCUCAUCUGUGCCUUAUGUAAACUGGUGGGCCGCCACCGGGACCACCAAGUGGCAUCGCUCAGCGAUCGCUUCGAGAAGCUGAAGCAAACCCUGGAGACGAAUCUCACCAACCUGGUUAAACGCAACAGCGAACUGGAAAACCAGAUGGCCAAGCUGAUACAGAUCUGCCAGCAAGUGGAGGUGAACACAGCCAUGCACGAGGCCAAGCUGAUGGAGGAGUGUGAUGAGCUGAUGGAGAUCAUCCGCCAGCGCAAGCAGGUCAUCGCUGUCAAGAUCAAGGAGACAAAGGUGAUGAAGCUGCGGAAGCUGGCUCAGCAGGUUGCCAACUGCCGGCAGUGCCUUGAGCGCUCCACGGUCCUCAUCAACCAGGCCGAGCACAUCCUGAAGGAGAACGACCACGCACGGUUCCUGCAGACCGCCAGGAACGUGGCUGAGAGGGUCGCCAUGGCAACUGCAUCCUCGCAAGUUCUGAUACCAGAUAUCAAUUUUAAUGAUGCCUUUGAAAACUUUGCUUUAGAUUUUUCCAGAGAGAAGAAGCUGCUGGAGGGGCUGGAUUAUCUAACGGCACCGAACCCGCCGUCGAUCCGCGAGGAGCUCUGCACGGCCUCGCACGACACCAUCACCGUGCACUGGAUCUCGGAGGACGAGUUCAGCGUCAGCUCCUACGAGCUCCAGUACACCAUCUUCACCGGCCAGGCCAACUUCAUCAGUCUCUACAACUCCAUGGACAGCUGGAUGAUCGUCCCGAACAUCAAGCAGAACCACUACACGGUGCACGGGCUCCAGAGCGGCACCCGCUACAUCUUCCUGGUGAAGGCCAUCAACCAGGCGGGCAGCAGGAACAGCGAGCCCGCCCGCCUCAAGACCAACAGUCAGCCAUUCAAGCUGGACCCCAAGAUGGCUCACAAGAAGCUGAAGAUCUCCAACGAUGGGCUGCAGAUGGAGAAGGAUGAGAGCUCCCUGAAGAAGAGCCACACGCCAGAGAGGUUCAGUGGGACGGGCUGCUAUGGGGCAGCCGGCAACGUCUUCAUCGACAGCGGCUGCCACUACUGGGAGGUCGUGGUGGGAUCCUCCACCUGGUACGCCAUCGGCGUGGCUUACAAGUCGGCCCCCAAAAAUGAGUGGAUCGGGAAGAACUCCUCUUCCUGGGUUUUCUCCCGCUGCAACAACAACUUUGUGGUGCGGCACAACAACAAGGAGAUGCUGGUGGAGGUGCACCCGCAGAUGAAGCGCCUCGGCGUCCUCCUGGACUAUGACAACAACGCGCUCUCCUUCUACGACCCGGCCAACUCCCUCCACCUCCACACCUUCGAAGUCUCCUUCAUCCUGCCAGUGUGUCCCACCUUCACCAUCUGGAACAAAUCCCUGAUGAUCCUCUCGGGGCUGCCUGCCCCGGAUUUCAUUGAUUACCCCGAGCAGCAGGAGUGUAACUGCCGGCCCCAGGAGUCCCCAUACGUGUCAGGAAUGAAAGCCUGUCACUAGGCUGCCCAGGCCUGCCCGUGCCCCACAGCGGCACUGGCCGUGCCGGUGGGUGCCGGUGGUCAGAGCUGCCAGCUGGGAGCCCCCUGGCAGCCGUGCCGGAGAGCCGCCGUGCCACCCCAGCAACCAAGCGCCAUCCACAACCAGCUCCGUCUUGUUUUUAGGGAAAAGUGGAAGAACCUCGAACCGCAGCUGGAAAUAAACUGCUGGUGGUGAGCUCCAGUGUGCAUGAGAGCAGCUGGAGCAGCACCUUGACGGUGGCUCCCAUCCCUUCCCGAGUGGAUUGUCACCUGUCUUCCUUCAGGGGCUGGAAAGGUUGGGUUGGGUUUCGGGGUGACCUGAGGUGCCGUGGUGGUCAGGGGACAGCUCGUGUGUCCUGCGAGGCACCGGUUGGGACAGGAGGGGUGGGUUCUGGAGCCUGCUGGCAGCUGGUCUGUGGAACUGGAGCCACUGAGCAGUGCUUUUCAGGGAGAUCUUUCCAUGUGGCUGAGGCUCAGUAGCUUCCCUGGUGGGGUGAAUAAUGCGUGGAGCCCUUGGGCUUGGUGAGCACUGACGUGGUGGAUGGAUGGUGGUUAUGUGGUGGGGGGUGAUGGUUAUGUGGCUAAUGGUCUGUGAGAGCUGAGGCAACACUGAGGACUGUCCCACUGCCUGUCCGUGCUGCAGCUGGCCUGUUCCCAAAGCAUCUUCUGGGUCUGCAGUCCCACAGUGGAGAGCCACAGAUCCCCACCCCACCAUGUCUCCUCCUUUGAGAGCUCCCCAGUAGCCAAGGAGGCCUGGAUCCUUGAGGAGCUUCGGCCCCUGGCACGGAGGUUUGGCAGCUGCUCCUUCCCAAUGCGGGGUCUGGACGGCGGUGCCCUUGCUCCAUUAGUGCCCUGUCUGGUGUCCCAGCAGAAACAAACUCAUCUUUCUGCUCUGAGCCCACAGCAGAGUCCUGCCUGAAGAUCAUCUCUAUGCUUUAUGACCCAAAUCUCAAAUUAUGACCCCAGAUCUUGGCUCCUGGUUUGUUCUCCACCAUGCCAGGGGAUUGGACUGGGUGAAUUUUAAAGGUCCCUUUCAGCCCAAACUAUUCCAUGAUUCUGUGGCAGUGGGAACACAAAGCCAUCCUGUUUACUCUGUGGCAAAGGACUGGAGCCCCAAGGGCUCCAGACUCUGGUUACUGGGAGCUCUUUGGCUGCUGCCAGUGCACCCAGUAACCCCAAACAUCAAGUCCCCUGGCCAAGCUCCAUUUUCUAGAUUUAGUUAAGAGGCCAGGAGGAGCUGGGCCAGCACAUGGUCCCUGUGUCACAGCAGGGGUCUGUGGCACACUUCGGGUCCAGUGAGUGGGAAGGUGGCAAGAACGUCGGAGGGGGACAAGGAGGUCAGGCAUUGUGGUGUGGCCCAAGGUGGCUGGUGCUUGAGCUUUGCUCCAUGGGAUUUGAAACCCCUUUUCCUCCUCUGGAUGUGGUGCCUCAGUGGGACUGGGGACCACUGAGCCAGGACCUCCCAGGUCUGCUAGCUGUUCCCUUCCUUUGGAGCUUUCUGAUAGGUAAGUUUGCCCCUGCUUGCCAAACCUGAUUUCCUUCUAUGACAGGGUGACCCUCUAGAUCUAGCUGAUCUAGGAAAGCCAGUAGAUGGAAUCUAAAAGCAAAGCUUUUGGUACUGUCUCUCCUAGGACCCUUCUGGACAAACUGUCCAGCCCACAGCUGAAUAACCAUGUUAAACGGUGGGUGAGCAACUGGCUCAUGGGUCAGGCACAGAGGGCACAAAGACAGUGACUGAGGUGACAUCAGGCUGGCAUCAGUCACUAGUGGGGUUCUGCAGGGCUUCAUCCUCGGCCCCGUUCUCUUCAACAUAUUAAUUAACAACUUGGAUGCAGGACUCAAAGGAAUACUAAGUAAGUUUGCUGAUGACACUAAAUUGGGAGGAGCUGUUGACUCCCUCGAGGGCAGAGACCUCGACAAAUCAGAGA